GAAGGUUUUUGAAAAAACAGCCAUCGCGUUCAUCGCUGGCUAAUUCGCGAGACGUGGUGCCGGUAAUAUUUAAUAGAAAAAUAAGGCUCGUUGCCUUUUCGUGUUGCGUUCGUGACGGAAUAUCGGACCGAACUGGACUUCGCGCUUUAACGGAGAUCGCGCUCGUGCGGACCUGAAAUCGCCGCGGAGAAACUACAAAAAUAACACCGCAGGCAGGCUAGUCCACAUACUAGCUUGUCAUAGGCAACAAGGGGAAUUUAGCGGGCAACUCAGUUAGCGGCUAGUUAUGUCUUUUCGCCGACAGAACCAACCUGGACCCGGUGGCCGCAAAACAUCCAAUGGAACUUCAGGGUCAAUGGCUUCAUCCGUUCCGGGGAGCAACUCUAACAGACCCAACCCGGGGAGAAACAGAAACUCCGUGAAGACUCCUUCACAGUCACCACCUGUGUUUGAAGGUGUGUACAACAACUCCCGGAUGCUCCAUUUUCUCACAGCCGUCGUGGGCUCCAGAUGUGAUGUUAUGGUGAAGAACGGAAGCUUGUAUGAGGGAAUCUUUAAGACGUUAAGCUCACGUUGUGAGCUGGCAGUUGAUGCUGUGCACAAGGUGAAGAAUGAGGAAGGAGAUGGAGGCGGUGGAGGCGGCACAGCUGUCCAUCCCAGGAAAGAAGAGAUCACAGACACCAUGAUCUUUGGCCCUAGUGACCUUGUCACUAUGAUCUGCAGAGACGUAGACCUCAACUACGCUACCCGAGACACUUUCACAGACUCUGCAAUUGGCUCAUCAAGAUUAAACGGUGACCACAGAGAGAAGGUCCUCCAGAGGUGGGAUGGAGGCGACAGCAAUGGAGAGAACUUUGACUUGGAUGCAGAGACGGCUAAUGGCUGGGAUGCCAGUGAGAUGUUCCGCUUUAAUGAGGAGACCUAUGGGGUGAAGUCCACCUAUGACUCCAGUCUCUCCAUGUACACGGUUCCUCUGGAGCGGGGCAGCUCUGAGGGCUUCAGGCAGCGAGAAGCUCGUGCUGCCCGAUUGGCCAACGAGAUCGAGGCUAGUUCACAGUAUCGCCACAGAGUGGCGCUGGAGAAUGACGAGGGAAGAACUGAUGAAGACAAAUUCAGUGCAGUGGUUCGAGACCGGGACCGUGAAGCAGCAGAAAAAGAAAGGGGAAGAGAUAGCCCUGGGUUCUCCAGUGCUGGGAGCAGGGAGGGCAAAUACAUUCCUCUACCCCAGAGAGCAAGGGAGCGCGAGAUGGGAGUGACUGGCAGGGGUGACAGAGGUGGAGCCGUGUCCACCCUGCCCAAUCGAACAAAUCGACCCGGACCAUCAAGCUCCUCCCCUAGACCCCUCCCCUCUGCUAGCAGCCAGGCCCUUCCUCCCACUGACAGGAACAGCUCUCUGUCAGUCAGAGGAGGAUUCUCUGCACACCAAUCACAGAGCAGCCCACCUACACAGCCCCGGCCCUCAGAGCCAGGUCACUCCAGUCCUCCUUCCCCACACACACUCUCACAUUCACUCUCACACCCUCAGUCUCUCUCAGACGUGGCCCGGCCUGUCAAUGGAGUUUCACCCAAGUCUCAAAGGACUGGGCAGACUAACAGAAACAUGCGUACCUCAAACUCCCACUCCUCCCCUACAGUCUCUCGUUCCCCUAAGCCAGAUGCUCCUCCUCAGGACCCUCUUCUGACUGGAUCUUAUUUGGACACUUCAUCCAAACCCAUUGGCCCCACUCCUCUGUUCACUGUAGAUGUAAAUGAAAUCCUGUCCAAGGAAAGGAUGGAGAGUCCAGCUAGUCCGCAGGAGGGCAAGAGCAGCAAAGUCCCUUCAGUCCAGCAGAGAACACAAAUCGAGGAGCUUCGCAAGUUUGGAACUACUUUUAGGCUACAGCAAAGCUCCAACCCCAAAACAUUGGCCCCUGAAUCUCCUCAAGCAAACCCCGCCCACAACACACAGACAGACCCCGCCCCUCCUACAGAAGCAAAACCUGCCACGCCCACAACCCCAAACACAGAGCUUUCUGCGGAGGAGCGAAGUAGAGAGACUAAUUCAGGGGGGGCAGCGACCUCCACCCCUCCUCCGGCCACAUCCAUCUCUGCACCGUCUGGGAUUGGCAUGCAAAAUCCACCUGCAGAAGGGCAGACGGCGGGGGUGCCCCAACCUGCAAGGACCCCAGGCAGUGAGGAUGGCAAACCAGAGGCCCUUGAGAGAUCUGAGGGCAUGACCGAUCAGGUGAAGAAAUCCACACUCAACCCCAACGCCAAAGAAUUCAACCCCACCAAGGCUCCUCUUAGCAUGGUGAAGCCAUCGGCGACUCCCACACCACCACGACCAACCCCACCCAGCCCUACAGUCGUGCUGCAGACCCAACCAGGCCAGGGAGCCAUUUAUAACCCCCAGUACCUGAGCUACGUCUCCCAAGUACCCAUCCAGAUGCAGCCUCAGAUCCCAUAUCCAUAUUCCAUGACAACAGUUAAUCAAGGGAAGUACGCAAGAACAAAAGGUUCUGUGGUGACUCCUCGUCCAGACCACAGCUCUUCAGCGCCCCCUAUGCUCCAGGCCGCAGCAUCAGCAGCAGGACCUCCUCUGGUGGCGUCUCCUUACCCUCCCUCAUAUCUGCAGUAUAACCAGGUCAUCCCAGCAAUGCCCCACUACCCUGGGCACCAGGUGUACUCGAUGCUCCAGAGUGGACCGCGGAUGCUUGGAUCAGGAGGGCACCCACAGGCUCUGGGACCUCCAGGCCCCCAGUAUCCAGGUCAGACUGAAGGUCCAUCUGCCCCUCAACAGGGGAUGUAUGCUCCGCAGUCAUUCUCUCAUCACUCGGGCUCCAUUCAUCCUCAGCCCUCCAGCACGCCCACAGGCAGCCAGCCACCCCCUCAACACCCCGCUCCCAGCCCGGGACAGUCUGGUCAGUCUGGUCCUCAGCCUCAGUCUUUGUAUCACUCUGGGCCGCUGUCAGCCCCAACCCCCCCAAACCUUCCUCCAGGACACAGCUCUCCACAGGCCUCCUACUCCCUUCAGAGCUACAGUAUACAAGGACACCCACCGCUGCCGCACCCUUACUCCUCUCUGGGACAGCUCACACAGGCUCAUGUUUCCGGUGCUCUGUCGGGUCCUCAUCACACAGGAGGCCACGGUCCUCCGCCAGUGAUGCUGCUUCAUGCUGCCCCUCAGCAGGGUUCUGGCCCUCAACACGGCCCGCCACCACAGCAGGGGGCCCACCAGCACUUCACCUACCUAGGACCUCAGGUUGAAUUUCUUGCCCAAAGCCAACAACAACUCUUUUAGAGCUUCCAGAAUGCCAGUGCAGGCUCACAAUCCCCAGCAGAUUCCAUAUCACCCUUCUGGAAACUGACAGACUGAGAGAGAAAGAGACAGCGCCCCCAUCUGGACCUUUGUGUGACCGCAUAUGUACAUAAUCUCCACCUGCUUCACCAACGAGGACAAAAAGAUUUCGCUUUUACCUCUGGCAAGACUGAAUGUUCUGGUUUUAUUUAGUUUUUUUUUUUCUUUUCUUUUCUUCUUCGUCAUUUUUAAUUUGAGUGGACGGAGACACGCAGUGUCUAAAAGCAGAAAGACGAAAUGAGUGAGUGUGCAAGACAAAACAAAAAUGAACAGAAUGAGGGACAUUUUUAUAAAAAUACAGUGACCUCUCCCUUUGUCCUCAAACCCCCCCUUAUUAAAUAAGCAAAUAAUAAAUGGUUAAAAAAAGAACAAAAAAAUAAAAAAAGUGUAUAAAAAUAAAUUUUUAAACUCUC
Danio aesculapii is the source of this 3750-nucleotide messenger RNA. RefSeq names its product ataxin 2-like (gene atxn2l). The transcript is spliced from 25 exons. Bases 287 to 3280 code for a protein of 997 amino acids. Gene Ontology annotation, cellular component: cytoplasmic stress granule. Gene Ontology annotation, molecular function: RNA binding. Lineage: Eukaryota; Metazoa; Chordata; Actinopteri; Cypriniformes; Danionidae. The record is from RefSeq and is a predicted model, not a curated record. Gene Ontology annotation, biological process: cytoplasmic stress granule assembly.